Sitophilus oryzae (rice weevil) is the source of this 1067-nucleotide messenger RNA. RefSeq lists its product as uncharacterized. Lineage: Eukaryota; Metazoa; Arthropoda; Insecta; Coleoptera; Curculionidae. The transcript has 4 exons. Bases 160 to 801 code for a protein of 213 amino acids. The record is from RefSeq and is a predicted model, not a curated record.
AUAGUCAGCUGCUUUAAUGGAAAAAAAAAUUAUCACAGGUUUUAUCUGUGGUUUUUAUUCACAUCUGCGACAGACUGUGAUCAACUGUGAUUUACGUUUCUGUUGAACUUGAACAGAGAAUUCUUAUUAACGAUAACGUUAGUUACCGCUGUUAAAAGUAUGGCAUCUAAAAUGGAAAUGGCCGAAGAGAGUUCUUGCACUUUUUGCGGCAAAUGUGAUUCCACUCUGGAAGAACACAUUCGAACCCAGGCGCAUCAGAGUAAAGUUAAAAGUCUGUUUUGCCACUUUUGUGGUCUUCAGUUGCUAUCAGAUUCCGAGCGCAUGAAACACAGGGAAGAAUCAGAUCAUAAUAAACAAAUGUUUAAAAGACACACUUUUCAUCCUCUAUUGAAGCUGGAAAGUACUACUACGAACAUAACAAGAGUUCUAACAUUACGGAAAUUAGUUUGCUAUCUAUAUUAUUCUAAUGCAUUUCCAUACGAAGUUACUUUGGAACAUCUAAAGUACUAUCAGUCCGAGAUCAGCAGUUUGAUAGAAAAGCAUCAGUGGUCUUCGAGUGCAAUGGUUGAUUCCCCUAUACUGGUACUUCUUGAAGAAGAUUUAAGAAAAAUUUUGGAUUGUGAUACGGAGUACAAUUCAACUAGAAUUGACAUUUUGAAGAAGAUUAUUAGUUUGAUAAGCCUAAUGAAAAUAAUUGAACGUGAGUCAUCAGACCCAUACACAGACCUUUACUACCAUGUACAAGGGUGGAAUCAAAAUUUUGCAAAAAUUAUUGAAGAUAAUUGUUUGGACCAUGAUUAGUAAAAAUAUGUAAUAAUUUUGUUUUCUUUACAACAUAUAUUUUUCAAUAUGGAUUUUCUUUUUAAUUUCUUAUUGGUAUUCGUCCUGUUAAUCUUUACAUUACAUUACUUACUCUGAGCUGUGCUCCGAGACUCGAAGUUUAUUCAUAUUAGUUGGUAUUAUUCAGUUAAUCCCACUAUUAUAUAAGUUUGUAUUAUGUUACUUUAGUUUAAUCAAAGUGUACUCUAUAAAUUAUUCCAAAUAAAACUUCACAUCAAAAAAAUAUA